AGAUGGGGGUCUCACUAUGUUGCCCAGUCUGCUUGGGAACUCCUGGCCUCAAAAGAUCCUCCCACCUCAGCAUCCCAAAGUGCUGGGAUUACAGGCUUGAGCCACCACACCUAAUCUCUAUUUAAUCUUCCCACACCUAUCAGGAGAGCAUCACUGGCUUCUCAAUGUCAACACAGAGAAUCCUUACACAUCAAUUAGUCCAACCUUCCCAUUUUGCAGAUAGGGAAACUGAGGCCAGGAAGGGAAGCGAAUAGCUUGUGGUCACACAGCACAUUAAUGGGACAGCCAGUCCCGGAACUCAGACUCUUAUUUGGAGGGCCUUCACAGCUUACCUGUAACUCACCUGUCUUCCCAGCAGGUAAUGGGCACAUGAAGGAAGAACAAGCUGCAUAAUUGGGUUGUUGCUACAAGCCCAAGGCCCUGGGAGGUACAGGGGGCUCCCUAUCCCCCAGCCUGGACUUCCAGCUCUUCCAAGGUGACCAGGUAAGGUAGAAUCCCAGCCUUACCUUUGUGGGUAGUCUGCUUAUGGUGGGAGAUGACAUUAGGAGGAAGAAGGGGAAUGUCUGAAGGGACCUAGACCUCCUCCCUAGCCCUGAGCACUGCCUACCCCAGGCACAUCAUAGGGAUGUUCUCUUGAGGAGCCAGAGACCCUCUCCCCACGCCUCAGGUGGCCCAGACUCUCCUGUGGGGAAUAAGAAUAAGCAUCAUGCAACAGGCUUGGCUGCUAUGACCAUGGCCUUGGACUUUAGUAAGCAGGGGCUCAGGGCCAUCUUGCGGAGUUUAUAGUCUCCAAUGGGGAUUUUUUUUGGGUUCACCUUGGUGCAUUCAAAUUACAGUGAUGGUCUGAGAUACACUGUGGAUCAUUGUGGUCAGAGGUGCAUGGGGUUGGGGCAGGGAGGGAGAAGAGGACUAGAGGGGCCCCUGGGGACAGGAGGAGGGCAAUCUUGCAGUGAGUGGGAAAAUCCUGGGGGAAGAGAACUUUGGAUGAGGGAAGGAGAUGCUAUUUGAGUGACAGAUAUGGAGUAUCGUGGCUGUUUUUGCUUAUUCUUCCUUUUGGAAACCAAAAUAGGGGUGGGAGCCAUCUAAGGGACCCAUGGAAUCCCAGUCACCAGCCCCCAAGCCCCUUGCCCCUGCCCUCCAGGCCUUCUCAGCCUGCAGAUCACUUCCAGACACAGUGGAUGCUCAUGGCCCACCCUGUGCCAGCUGGCUGUGUCCCUUGCUGCUGGCACCAGGCAUGUCUGCCCUGCUGGCCCGCCUACAGGACCUGGACCUGAACCUGUGCACGCCACAGCCAGCACCCCUGAGCACAGCCCUGCAGGGCCUCCAAGAGGACACCUUGAGCAUGAAGCACCAGCCACCAGGGCUGCAUACCGGAUCCACCGAUGACAAGAAACUCACAGUCAAGCACCCAUGGAAUAAGAACAAGAUGGGAAAACAGCCAGAAAGAGCUGGCGAGGGGGCCCCCUGCCAAGCCUUCUUGCCUCAUGACAGCUCUUCCCCACCACUGCUGCAGAAUAGAAAGAGCCCCAGACCCUUGGCUUUCUGCCCCUGCCCCCCGGCCACCUCCAUCUCCAAGGAGCUCCCAUUCCACCUCCAUACCUUCUACCCUGGAUACCCACUUCUCCUGCCUCCACCCUACCUGUUCACCUAUGGAGCCCUACCUUCUGACCAACGUCCCCACCUCCUCAUGCUGCCCCAAGACACCUCCUACCCCAUCAUGGCUAUGCCUAGCCUGAUGAUGAUGGUCAAUGAGGCUGGGCACCACAGCGCUGGGUGGGAGACCCUGCUUUCCUACCCAGGGGCCUUCCAAGCCUCUGGCCAAGCCCUACCUUCCCAGGCCCGAAAUCAAGGCACUGGAGCUGCCCCAACCGACUCCCCAGGCCUGAAGCGUGGUGGCAUGGCAUUUCCAGCAAGGCAGGGCCCUGUGCGUUCCCGGACAGGCACUGCAGCCCUGCCUUACCCGCUGAAAAAGGAGAAUGGCAAAAUCCUGUACGAGUGCAACAUAUGUGGCAAGAGCUUUGGGCAGCUCUCCAAUCUCAAGGUCCACCUGCGUGUGCACAGCGGGGAGCGCCCAUUCCAGUGUGCCUUGUGCCAGAAGAGCUUCACCCAGCUCGCCCACCUGCAGAAGCACCACCUGGUGCACACUGGGGAGCGGCCCCACAAGUGCCUGGUGUGCCACAAGCGCUUCAGCAGCUCCAGCAACCUCAAGACCCAUCUGCGCCUGCACUUGGGGACCCGGCGCUUCCAGUGCAGGGUCUGCCAGAGCCGCUUCACUCAGCACAUCCACCUGAAGCUGCACAAUCGGCUGCAUGCCCCACAGCCCUGUGGCCUGGUGCACACUCAGCUGCCCCUGGCUCCUCCGGCCUGCCUUUCCCAGUGGCACCCGGGGAUACUAGAUCUUAUGGCGGUGGCAUCAGAGAAACACAUGGGCUGUAACAUAGAGGAGGUCAAAGUGUCCUUGACAUCCCAGGGGAAAGCAAGAGCAGUGAGCCCCCUGAGCAGUGCCAGGACUCCCCUGGGGAGGGGGCAGGGGCAGAACAAUUAAAAACGUUUCUUUAAUGCA
Messenger RNA from Sapajus apella (tufted capuchin), 2563 nucleotides. RefSeq names its product zinc finger protein 683 (gene ZNF683). The record is from RefSeq and is a predicted model, not a curated record. The transcript is spliced from 4 exons. The coding region runs from base 1094 to 2545 and encodes 483 amino acids. Lineage: Eukaryota; Metazoa; Chordata; Mammalia; Primates; Cebidae. Gene Ontology annotation, molecular function: RNA polymerase II cis-regulatory region sequence-specific DNA binding; histone deacetylase binding; DNA-binding transcription factor activity. Gene Ontology annotation, biological process: cell fate commitment; regulation of transcription by RNA polymerase II. Gene Ontology annotation, cellular component: cytoplasm; nucleus.